Messenger RNA from Neolamprologus brichardi, 525 nucleotides. The record is from RefSeq and is a predicted model, not a curated record. NCBI's taxonomy places the organism in Eukaryota, Metazoa, Chordata, Actinopteri, Cichliformes, Cichlidae.
AUGACCUUACAGCUUAAAACCAAAGCACAACUCUUUGAUCUGCAUUGCUCUGUUGGUCUGACUGACUGGGACAUGGACAAGGAGCUGAAACUGGCUACAACCACUGACCAGUUAUAUCAUGAUGACAAAGUGAGUGAUCAGUAUGUGGUCCAGAGGCCUUCUGUAAGCACCUCGGAAAGGAAAGAUGAAUGUAUUUGGUACGAUAAAACAUCAGAUACUUUUGUGAAACCAAACCUGUGGCUGCUGGUGAAUCCCAACAUUGCCUGCCCGAUCCAGUACAACAAGAUUAAUGCUGACGUGGGGCCUGUGUGUGAACCUGCUGAGGAAAGCCAAACUGGGCUCCUGGAGACCCAAUGUCCCCUGACAGCAGAGCUCCAGGUGUUUUCCUGCCAUGAUGGUCCUCUCCAGGGGGAGCUGCUGCAAUCAGUUUCUUCUGAGUACACGGUCAAGAAUGAUGUCAUCUCCUCUCAACCCGUCAAGAGCAGACGUAAGGGGAGGACCAUAAAGCCCAGGGAGGAAUUUUGA